AUGCAUCAUCUCCGCUUUUACCUGCCGCUCCAGCGUGUGGACGGCGGGUUCGCGUUCUUUGCUCCUGGCGGGGUCGGUCCAGUUCCUGCAGAGUUGCAGCAUUACCCAACAGUCGUGGUAUCAACGGAUCCUUCAAAUGAAAACCAACUGAUACCCGUUGAUAAAAAGGGCGUAAAGCUCACUUCUCAGGGCAAGAAGGAGACGGGCCGACGAAGGCGCUCAGGAAAGCCAGCUACAGAUACCAUCGAGCAACCUGUGCCAGCUACCGGCAACAGUGAUGCGCACAGCACCAUUGAUGAAUCCGAAGAUGAAGUCUACAUGGGAGACAACGCGAAAAGCAACAGAGCCCUUCUCGAAGCCCAGGCAGUCGCUCGUAGGCUGAUAACGUUGACUAAAGAGAUAGACGGCGGCCUUGUACAAGGAGAAGAGGCCACUGGACAGCGAAAUGAUCCAAAGGAGGGUCUUGUCAUAACGGAGGCAGGGGCUGUCUAUCUACCAAGUACUCAAGCAUCGGCAGUAAGGGCUUGUACUCAUACAUACGGGCCCAUGCUGUCUCGGGUCCUCAUGUCUUAG
Molecule: messenger RNA, 573 nt
Organism: Giardia duodenalis
Lineage: Eukaryota; Fornicata; Diplomonadida; Hexamitidae
Exons: 1
Coding region: 1-573 (190 amino acids)
Source: RefSeq, a predicted model, not a curated record